GGCUGGUCUCAAACUCCUGACCUCAGGUGAUCCGCCCGCCUCAGCCUCCCAAAGUGCCGGGAUUAUGGGCAUGAGUCACCGCGCCCAGCUGCAAAGCGCAUUUUUCUAUGGGUAACUGUGCUGCGCGGGGUGGUACCAUUUUUCACCCAGCGGGUGAGGAGGCAGCGAAGUUGCGGGCCCAGCGUAGCGCGCGCCUCCAAAGUGCUUGGUGCGGGCGCGGGCGCGCGGCGCCACCGUUCCCAUCCAGGCUUGCGGGCGGCCACCGGCGGGCAGGGCUUCGAGAUGGCCUCGCCGCGGCGGUGCUCCCCGACAGCCCCGGACAGGGAAUGCAAGUUGCCGCCACCCUCGGCCCCUGCCGGCGAGUAUCCCCCUGGCAAGCUGUCCUGGGGAACCCUGGCGAGGGCCUUAGGCCGCUUCACGCUGUCGAUCCCGCACACGCGCCUGCUGGCCACCCUCGACCCUCUGGCCUUGGACAGGGAACCACCGCCGCAGCUGUCGCCUGAGAAGCAGCAGAUGCCGGAGAAAUUGAUUUGGGGCGACCAGGAGCCUCUCUCCAAGAUCCCAUUUAAAAUUCUGAGUGGGCACAAGCACGCUGUGAGCACCUGUCACUUCUGUGUGGAUGACACAAAGCUCCUCAGCGGCUCCCAUGACUGCACGGUGAAGCUGUGGGAUGCGGUGGAUGGUUCUGUGGUUCGCGAUUUUGAGCACAGGCCCAAGGCUCCUGUUGUAGAGUGCAGCAUCACAGCCGACAGCAGCAGAGUCAUUGCCGCAUCCUACGAUAAGACUGUGAGGGCCUGGGACCUGGAGACAGGCAAGCUGCUGUGGAAGGUCAGGUAUGACACCUUCAUCGUCUCCUGUAAGUUUUCUCCUGAUGGUAAAUACGUAGUCUCAGGCUUCGACGUGGAUCAUGGAAUCUGCAUAAUGGACGCUGAGAACAUCACCACUGUUUCCGUCAUCAAAGAUCAUCACACAAGGUCCAUCACGUCAUGCUGCUUUGACCCCGACAGCCAGAGGGUGGCUUCUGUCUCAUUGGACAGGUGCAUCAAGAUCUGGGACGUUACAUCCCAGGCCACGCUGCUCACCAUCACCAAGGCACAUUCCAAUGCAAUCUCAAACUGCUGUUUUACCUUCAGUGGCCAUUUCCUGUGUACAAGCUCCUGGGAUAAAAACUUAAAAAUAUGGAACGUCCACACAGGGGAGUUUCGAAACCGCGGAGCCUGUGUGACCCUGAUGCAGGGCCACGAAGGUUCCGUCAGUUCCUGUCACUUUGCCAGAGACAGCUCUUUUCUCAUUUCUGGAGGAUUUGAUAGGACUGUGGCUAUUUGGGACGUAGCAGAAGGCUACCGGAAGCUCUCCUUGAAGGGCCAUAAUGACUGGGUGAUGGAUGUUGCCAUUAGCAACAACAAGAAAUGGAUCCUGUCUGCUUCCAAGGAUAGGACCAUGAGACUGUGGAAUAUUGAAGAAAUUGACGAAAUUCCUUUGGUAAUCAAGUACAAAAAGGCUAUGGGCUUAAAGGUGAAACAGUGCGAAAGAUGUGACAGGCCUUUCUCCAUCUUCAAGAGUGACACCUCUUCUGAAGUGUUCACCCAAUGCGUGUUCUGCCGGAUAGAUAUAAGGGGCUUGCCAGCAGAGACUUCAUCAUCAUCAUCUUUGGAAAGGGAGAACUCACCGCCGCCGACCGGGGGAAGCUAGGAUGAUUGACAGCUACAGGCCCCUUUGAGUGACUCCAAAACAUGAUUCCUAGCAUGUAGGUUUUGGGGCUCUGCAGGGACUUUCUCUUGGGCCCCUUCCACGCUCAGUAGGCCUGUCAGACUGGGGCAGGGCACAAGCCCUGACUGGGCUCUCAACACAGUGCCACCUCUUCAGCUUUCAGCUUGGGGAGUGAACACUUGACUUUCCGUUUUCAUGCAGAAUAAAUCUAAUUCCUUUG
This is a messenger RNA of Chlorocebus sabaeus (green monkey), 1930 nucleotides long. The record is from RefSeq and is a predicted model, not a curated record. NCBI's taxonomy places the organism in Eukaryota, Metazoa, Chordata, Mammalia, Primates, Cercopithecidae.